Debaryomyces hansenii CBS767 is the source of this 219-nucleotide messenger RNA. Its product is annotated as DNA-directed RNA polymerase core subunit. The transcript has a single exon. The coding region runs from base 1 to 219 and encodes 72 amino acids. Gene Ontology annotation, cellular component: RNA polymerase III complex; RNA polymerase II, core complex; RNA polymerase I complex. Lineage: Eukaryota; Fungi; Ascomycota; Pichiomycetes; Serinales; Debaryomycetaceae. Gene Ontology annotation, molecular function: DNA-directed RNA polymerase activity; DNA binding; zinc ion binding. The record is from RefSeq and is a predicted model, not a curated record. Gene Ontology annotation, biological process: tRNA transcription by RNA polymerase III; transcription by RNA polymerase II; transcription by RNA polymerase I.
AUGAUUAUCCCUGUUCGUUGUUUCUCGUGUGGUAAAGUUGUUGGUGACAAAUGGGAAACAUACUUAGAGUAUUUACAAGAUGAUACCAUGACUGAAGGUGACGCUUUAGAUAAAUUGAAAUUACAAAGAUACUGUUGUAGAAGAAUGGUAUUGACCCAUGUUGAUUUGAUUGAAAAAUUCUUGCGUUACAAUCCAUUAGAAAAGAAAGAUGUUAAUUAA